This is a messenger RNA of Hippopotamus amphibius kiboko, 1782 nucleotides long. It is a transcript of the gene IQCH, whose product is annotated as IQ motif containing H. Bases 1 to 1782 code for a protein of 593 amino acids. The transcript has 10 exons. Gene Ontology annotation, molecular function: protein binding. Lineage: Eukaryota; Metazoa; Chordata; Mammalia; Artiodactyla; Hippopotamidae. The record is from RefSeq and is a predicted model, not a curated record.
AUGAAAGUGACAACACCUUCUAAGGUUCUGAAAUCACCAUGGGAUUAUGACUUUUUUAUUUAUAACGGUGUUGUAGACAAGACAGCCCCAGACUUCUUGGCAUUCAAGGAACAUUUCAGUUUGUCUUGGGGAAGUAUUUUUUCUCUCUUGGAACACAUCGAGAAGUUUCUCAGGGACUAUGCGAUACCAGAAGUCAAAAUAAAAGGGAACAGCUUAGUAGCGCUCCUUCCAGAGUUUGAGCUGAAGAAUAAACUUACCAGAUAUGACCUUCUCUCAGUGUUAGAGAACCCAGUUCACAUCCAAAUGCUGUUAAAUCUUCCGGGGCAAAGGUACAAGGGCCAAGAUGGAAAGACAGAGGCUGCCAUGAAGAUCCAAGCCACAUGGAAAUGCUACAAAGCAAGAAGAUUCUUCCUUAUGUAUCGCCAGCAGAAGUGGGCGUCAGGUGUGAUCACCAUUGCAUGGCUCUUACAUUGCCAUAAGACCCGGCUGAGGAAGCUCCUGCAGGAAUCACGUGAAAGACACCUGGAGAAUUUCCGCAUUCGAGCCAAGCAUCUGGCAGCCAACUGGAAUCGCAUCAGGACCUCCAGGAGGACUAUUAUCCAUAUCCCAUCAUUAGGAUAUUCCCAGCCUGUGCGACAAAAUAUUGCCGACUUCAACACACAUCAGAACAUGCAGCUGGGGAGGCUGUGUGACGUCUUAGAUGCCAAUGUGAGCGUCAUCUACAUUUGCUCCCAUCAAAUGAAUGACGAGUUACUGCUGUAUUACAAUAAAAUCCUGAGUCUACAGGCAGCUGUCAAAUCGGGGAAUCUUGAGGACAGAAGUGACCUGCAGGACAGGUUCAAAAUUAUCACCCCUGAAGCUAUAACCAUCUUCACUAUAAUAGAACAGGUGAGUCAGCUGGUCAUUGAUCACCUGGAAAUCCAACGCUGGCUCUUUAAAAUGAACUAUGAGUUUGGAGGAAAUGGGACUGCAUUUUGUGACAUUCCUUCCCACCUAAAGUGCUACAAGUGGGUCCUAAAGGAGAGUCACAGAUAUGGCCAUGAAGACUGGAGCAAGAAAUGGGCACAAGAGCCAGCUUUGGUGAAGAUCUCCGAGGAGCUGGCGGGCAUUUUAGCACAGCACGCACAGCCAGUCAAUGAGAAACGGUUCCCCACGUGGAGGAAAUUCCUCCAAACAUUUCUCAGUCAAGGAGGCGUGAUCGAAGCGUACCCACCUUCAGAGAGUGUCACCAACCUGACAGUGGACAUGCUGAUAGAACCCAAUGGAGAAAUCAGGAUGCUGUCAACAGGGGACCAGUUUCAUGCCGAAGGCCCCUUCGUCUCCUCCGGGACCACCAUGCCUCAGACCUCAGUGGAUCCCCAAGUUCUCAGUUCUUUGUGCCUUCAAAUCGGAAAUGCUUGUAAAAUGAAUAAUGUGAUUGGCUACUUUUCCAUAGACCUGGUGACUUUUAUUGAUCCAAGCACCUUGGAGCAGCAGGUGUGGGCAACAGGCCUCAACCUCUCAUACAGUGACCAGCUGGCCCUGACGCAGCUCACCUUAUACUUGACCAAUGGCCACCUGGACUGCAGUUUGAGCACCCUUAAAGUGCCCCGCUUUGUUCCCAAGAAAGACAAGAAAAUGAGCCACCUAAACCCAGAGGAAAUGCCGUCACUGGCAACCAGUCGCUAUGCGGUGAUAAGCACCCAGCUGAGGCACGAAAAUCUCUCUCUGAUUUUCCAGUAUGUUUUUCUCCAGAUGUGUAAGGCCCAUGGCAUCGGCUAUGAUAUUGAGAACAAUCGGUGA